Molecule: messenger RNA, 351 nt
Organism: Phaeodactylum tricornutum CCAP 1055/1
Lineage: Eukaryota; Bacillariophyta; Bacillariophyceae; Surirellales; Neidiaceae
Exons: 1
Coding region: 1-351 (116 amino acids)
Biological process (GO): translation
Cellular component (GO): ribosome; cytosolic large ribosomal subunit
Molecular function (GO): structural constituent of ribosome
Source: RefSeq, a predicted model, not a curated record
AUGCGACACCGUCACGGAUUCAAGAAGCUUAGUAAGCCUGCCGAUCAACGCAAGGCCUUGUUACGAGCAUUGACUACCGAAGUAAUUCGACACGGACGCAUCAAGACCACGCUCGUGCGGGCCAAAGCUGUCCGUAAGCAUGUGGAUCAUAUGAUUGAAUUGGGAAAGCGCGGUGACUUGCACGCCCGUCGUCAGGCCCUUGGCUGGGUGUACGAUAAAAACCUGGUCCAUUCCUUGUUCGAGGCCGCCCCGGAUCGUUACGGUGAACAGAACGGAGGGUACACACGUGUUCUACGAACUGUAGCACGACAGGGAGAUAACGCCAAGAUGGCGAUUAUUGAACUAGUGUAA